Molecule: messenger RNA, 5377 nt
Organism: Venturia canescens
Lineage: Eukaryota; Metazoa; Arthropoda; Insecta; Hymenoptera; Ichneumonidae
Gene: snu
Product: snustorr
Exons: 14
Coding region: 835-3147 (770 amino acids)
Cellular component (GO): membrane
Molecular function (GO): ATP binding; ATP hydrolysis activity; ABC-type transporter activity
Source: RefSeq, a predicted model, not a curated record
GCGGUUGUGAGUGUCGAGUCGAUUCGCGGUUCGAUCAGUCUUGCGGCAGGACUCGAAAGUCGUGGAGGGUCCCUCGUGCGUGUUUGACCGUCGCUCGUCACCCGAGUGUUUCAAAAGCUCCGCGCACAUCUUCCAGCGUUUUGCCCAUAAAUAAAAAUAGUAGAUUACAAUUGUCCGAUUAAUUAUUCACGUUCAACGUCGGAAUUUGCCCAGGAAUAAACGAAUUGGGUCGCGACACAUUUGUGCACGAAUGAAACAACGCUAAAGGUCCGAGGCUAUUUUGGUGAUGGUUUAAACUCGUCGCGGAACUCGUCGACAACGUUGGGAUCGAGCGAAUGAUAUUUUGAUUAAUUUGUUUUUCUACUGUGGUGUGAACGUGUACUGUGCUUACGUUUAUUACGUUUCAUUAAUGGUGCGAUACGCCUCGUUCGACAACGAACCAAUGAAGUCGAAUAAAAGGGAUUACACUUAGGUACGCAGAAAAUGUGUAACGAGGCUCUGGAGCACUAGCCGAUACGAGAUCACCGCGAGAUCAACUGACCACCGGGAACACCUGAUACGUAAAUAACAACCACUGGAGCGUCAAGUUUUCGUUUAGUGGAGGAGAAAAACGGAGCGAGAAAACUCGAGGGCUCAAUUCGAACGGCGAAACCCGUACCACUGGGCUCGAUCUACGUCAUCGACGUCAUCUCCAUUGUCGUUGCUCUCGAUCAGUCGUCUCUCUCGAGACGAAAGUUUCGUGGCGAGCUACGAUCUCGACCGAUCCACCGAAUCAUCGAGCUCUUCGGUCCAACGCUCUUUCGUGAUCCUGUUUCUUCGAACCUAACGAGCACGAUGCAGAACGUCGAGGCGGGUAUCGUCGACGGCAAUCCGAUGACACCGAGCACAGUCCUCGCUACCCCGGGACUCAACAACGCGACAUGGAACCGACAACAGGCCGUCAGCGUCAGACACGCCUUCAAGACGUACGGAAGCAGCAAAAACCCCAAUCCUGUCAUACAGAAUCUCAGUAUGACAGUUGCCAAGGGCUCCAUAUACGGUCUCCUGGGCGCGAGCGGCUGCGGCAAAACGACUCUUUUAUCCUGCAUCGUCGGACGCCGGCGAUUGAACUCCGGUGAAAUAUGGGUCCUCGGGGGCAAACCUGGAACCAAGGGAUCCGGCGUGCCCGGCAAACGCGUCGGCUAUAUGCCCCAGGAAAUCGCUCUAUACGGGGAGUUCACCAUUCGCGAAACGAUGAUGUACUUCGGAUGGAUCUUCGGCAUGGGCACCGCAGAGAUCGUCGAGAGGCUGCGGUUUCUGCUCCAGUUUUUGGAUCUUCCUUCUCAGAAUCGACUCGUCAAGAAUCUCAGUGGUGGACAGCAAAGACGCGUGUCCUUCGCAGUCGCUCUGAUGCACGAUCCAGAACUUUUGAUCCUUGACGAGCCCACGGUCGGUGUCGAUCCUCUUCUGAGGCAAAGUAUCUGGAAUCAUUUGGUUCAAAUAACGAAGGAUGGAAACAAAACCGUGAUUAUAACAACGCAUUACAUCGAAGAGGCUCGUCAAGCGCACACCAUCGGCUUGAUGAGAAGCGGCAGAUUAUUGGCCGAGGAAUCGCCACGGGCUCUUCUGACGAUGUACAAUUGUCCAUCGUUGGAAGACGUUUUUCUGAAACUUUCGAGAAAACAGGGCCAGUACAAUCAGCCGACCACGGAAUUGAACAUCUCCAACAACAUAAGUUUGGCUUCCUUGAAUUGGGGCAAGAAGGACGAACCUGUUUACGUUACCGAGGAAUCUGGCGUGGUCGGACUCAAUUUCCAUCAGAGCAAAGAAGUCCUCAUCCAUGAUACGACCAAUGGAGUUGGCAGCCAUUACGACUUGAAUGGUAAACCACUGCCUGGCACGAAAGGUGACACGACCGUGGAAUGCGACGAUUGUAACUUCGCCGAUUGCAUCUACAAUCUGACGAGUGUUGGGAAGAUCAAAGCACUGUUGCAGAAAAACUUUCUUCGUAUGUGGAGAAACGUCGGCGUCAUGCUUUUCAUCUUCGCGCUACCGGUGAUGCAGGUGAUUCUAUUCUGUUUGGCAAUUGGAAGAGAUCCGACGGGCCUCAAAUUGGCAAUUGUCAACCACGAAAUGAACUGGGAAAACAAAUCUUGUCCUAUCGCCGAAGGUUGUCACUUGACGCACCUCAGUUGUCGUUAUUUAAAAUUUCUCGAUAACGAAACAAUGAUAAAGGAGUAUUACGAGGAUCCGGAAUCUGCGAUGGAAGCUGUUCGCCGAGGUCAGGCCUGGGGCACUUUAUACUUCACCGAAAAUUUCACGGACGCCUUGCUGGCUCGUAUGAUGUUGGGUAACGGUGCUGAUGAGGAAACUCUCGACCAGAGUGAAAUAAGAGUUUGGCUCGACAUGUCGAAUCAGCAGAUCGGUUUGAUGCUCGCCCGAAAUCUCCAGUACUCUUAUCGAGACUUUGCUCAAAAUUUGCUAUCAGACUGCAACGAAAAUACGAAGCUCGCCGACGUUCCGAUUCAGUUCAAAGAGCCGAUUUACGGGUCGAACGAGCCGAGCUUCACGGACUUUGUCGCACCGGGAGUCAUUCUCACAAUCGUCUUUUUCCUGGCAGUAGCUCUGACCUCAUCGGCAUUGAUUAUCGAAAGAAUGGAGGGACUUUUGGACCGGAGCUGGGUCGCCGGUGUCUCGCCCGGUGAAAUUUUGUUCUCCCACGUCGUUACGCAAUUCGUCGUCAUGUGUGGACAAACGACUCUCGUUCUCGUCUUCAUGAUUCUCGUCUUCGGAGUCGAGUGCAAGGGUGACAUUGGCUGGGUCAUUAUUCUCACGAUCCUCCAGGGCCUUUGUGGCAUGUGUUUCGGUUUUGUCAUUUCGGCUAUUUGUGAACUCGAGAGAAACGCCAUACAGUUGGCUCUUGGCAGUUUCUAUCCAACGCUUCUACUGAGCGGUGUAAUAUGGCCGGUGGAAGGAAUGCCAACUGUGUUACGAUACGUGUCCCAAGGGCUUCCCCUAACGAUGGCGACAACGUCACUGCGUUCGAUGUUGACGCGAGGCUGGACGAUCACGGAGCCGGACGUGUACAACGGUUUCAUUUCGACGAUCGUUUGGAUCGUUGUUUUUCUCACGAUAAGCAUGCUCGUUCUCAAAUUUAAGCGAGGAUAAAAAAACACAUGGGGGAGAGUGUACGUGUUGAGUCAGGCGAUCGGUAGAACCGAACAAAGGAAGGAAAGAAAAAAGAGUGUCUUCGAGCGUGCUCUGUGUGUCUGUACGUAUGUGCGUUCGUUUCUGCGUAUGUGUGUUGUGUUGUGUGUACAGUAUUUAGAAUAUAUGAACAAAAGUAAGAUGGCUGAAAGCAGCCGACCUGUGUGCGGAGCCUGCGAAACGAACGGUUAAAGAAAAACAGGGAAAAGGUGAUGGAAAACGAAUCCUGAAGUUUUAGUACACUUAAAUAACAUCAGUCGAUCCAACGAUAGAAGAAGGAACUGAAAUCAAUCAAGGUUUGAUCAGACGCUACACGUUCUUACAGCGAAAUCCAAGCCAAUUUAGUGCAAUCGCGGUUACGGUUUUUUUUAUUCCACAACGAAGAGCUGGAAGAACAAGUCUCCAAAAGCUUCGAGCCCGAGGCUCGUAGAUGACAAAAACAAAAUAUUUUUCGUACGUACCAGCAAUUCGAAUUUCCCAGCCACUCAGUUAUAACAGUUUCGUUGCCGUUCUUUGUGCGGGGACGAGCAAUUUAUUCAAACAGGAUAUUUCUUCUAUGAUUGGUGUGGAAAGACUCUUGUUUAUUCGUAAAUAUUUUUUUAAACAUCCUCGACGAAAAAACGUCACGAGACGUUCGUUUUAAUGUUUGUUCAACGUUUUUUUUCUUCUCCAUUCUAUGUUAAUAUCUUGCUGUUCUUUUUUGUUUUCUUUUGUAUUUUCGAACAUUUGUUCAAGCCCGUCCAAUAGGAACAUCGGUCCGUCCUAAUGUCGUUAUUAAUAUUUUCAUUAUAAAAUUAUAAUUUUUUUUAUCGAAAAAAAACGUUAGCUUACGAUCUUCACGAGGAAGAAACGCUUUUCGAAAUGUGCUCUUACUUUCCAUGGCCCAGGUGUUUGCGACGAAGCUCGUGAGAAAUUUUGUACCUUUGUAAAGUAGUGGUCGCUGACGCAUCAGAUUUUUUAGGAUGAAAAUGUGGAAUAAUCGUCGAUUUUUUAUAAAACGCAUGGUUUUUUGUUCUUUUUCGCCACGGAGAAUAUCGAACGAUGCGCAUUUUCGUGUCGUAAUCUUGACCAAGUCAACUCUUCUUUGAAGCAUUUGUACCAUAUUGUUUUAAUCGUAUCUCCUUCGAGUGCUUCUAUCAUCGACGCCCACUUGAUCCGAGCAACUCGUAUCACGAAAGCUACUCGCAUAUUUCAUAAUGAAACCCAAUUGAAUGCAAAUCGUACGGACGACCGCAAUUGCUCUUUGUUUAAAGCAAUCAUGUUGAUUGCUAAUUAAAUUAUUACGAUCGUUAUUACCAAUUGCGAUUUCUCGACUGAGAAUCAACGCCGAUUGGCCAAAAUUGAAUUUACGUUUUAUUCCAACAUUCCAAUGGACAUUCGAUUUAUCUAUUAAUUGCACUUUUUAUACAAGCUCUUAUCUUAUUGAAAGGUCGUACCAAUCAAACAUUUUCUACUUUUUGAACAAAUAAAGAAUUUACAAAAUGCAUUGUCGCGUCCUAACCUAAAAACCUAAACAGCAACGCGUAAACCCGAACAAACUUGAAAUUAAAGAAAAUCUAUUUAUAUUAAUUUAUUCAUUCGGUCGGAACGAUUCAGCUGAUUCGGCGAUAAUUCAUUUCUAUGACAAAUCCUAGAGUAAUUAAAAAAUUAUUACAAAAUCUCAAACUACCGGUUCGAUAAAUUUAUUUUAUUUUUUUGUCUGUCAAUACGACAACCAUUUUCUUCCUUUUGACGUAAUGCGACGGUUUUAUAUUUGAAAAAUGAAUAGAAGGUUGCUAGUUAUGGGUUAUUUUCCUAAAGAGUUCAACAGUUCAACAAUUUUUGAAAAAUCAUACUCCCAAAAAAUGAAUGUUUAUUCUUUUAAUAAUAAAUCACGUGUAAGAAAAAAAUGCUUCGAAACAAGAAACUGUCUGCUCUGUUAAGAUGAUUUGGUAGAAUUUUUAUAAAUUAUCGUUUUGAUGUAGUGCGAAAAAAAUGUUUAAUUUAUUCGACAGAUAAUAAACACUAAGAAAAUCGACGGUGGAAAAAAUGUUUUGUAAUUAUUUUUGCGUGUUUGUGUCCGUUGUCAAUUGAUAUUUCUUUUAAAUUAAGAAACUAGGUAAUAGUUGGCUAGCUGUAGGACAACUGUACUUGCCCAUGACUUAAGUGUACGUUUUAUUUAACUUUUAAUAAUAACAAAUAUAAAAAAGAA